AUGGCUAAGCUUGCCAUUUUCAUCUCGUGCGCCUUGCUCCUAGCCUCGGCGUGCCAAGGCCUCCAGGUGGGUUACUACAAGAAGACGUGCCCCAAUGCAGAGGCCCUCGUGCGCGCCCAGGUGAAGAAGGCCGUCCGCUCCGACGCCGGCUCCGGCGCCGGCCUCAUCCGCAUGCUCUUCCAUGACUGCUUCGUUGAGGGCUGCGACGCGUCUGUCCUGCUCGACCCGACGUCGGCCAACCCGCAGCCGGAGAAGCUCGGCGCACCGAACAACCCGAGCCUGCGCGGCUACGAGGUGGUCGACGCGGCCAAGGCCGCCGUCGAGCGCGCCUGCCCGGGCGUCGUGUCCUGCGCCGACAUCAUCGCCUUCGCCGCCCGCGACGCGUCCUAUCUCCUCAGCGACGCCAGGGUCAGCUUCCACGUCCCCGCUGGUCGGCUCGACGGACGCAGAUCCAUCGCCAACGACACGCUCCUGUUCCUGCCCGGCCCGUCCUCCAACCUGUCCACCCUCGUCUCCGGCUUCACCGCCAAGGGCCUCUCCACCGAGGACAUGGUCGUGCUCUCCGGCGCGCACUCCAUCGGCCGGUCACACUGCUCCUCAUUCGUCCAGGACCGCCUCGCCUCCCAGUCCGACAUCGGCGCGCCACUCGCCAGCCUCCUGCGUCGGCGGUGCCCGGCUAGCCCGACCACGGGCAACGACCCGACGGUGGUGCAGGACUUCGUGACGCCGAGGAAGCUGGACAACCAGUUCUACAGAAACGUGCUGGCGCGCAGGGUGCUGUUCACGUCGGACGCCGCGCUGCUGACGGCACCGGCCACAGGGAAGAUGGUGCGCGCCAACGCCAGGUUCCCGGCGUCGUGGGAGAAGAAGUUCGCUAAAGCGAUGGUCAAGAUGGCCAACAUCGACAUCAAGGGCCGCGGCGUCGGAGAGGUCAGGAAGAACUGCCGCAUCGUCAACUAGCAAUGCAAAUGCAAGCUACAUUUUGGUUUCGUCUGAUCCAAUAUCUGAUUGGUUGUGAAGAAUUUUCCUCUUCCCUUUAUGUUGCAUUUUU
Messenger RNA from Lolium rigidum, 1051 nucleotides. RefSeq names its product peroxidase 2-like. NCBI's taxonomy places the organism in Eukaryota, Viridiplantae, Streptophyta, Magnoliopsida, Poales, Poaceae. Gene Ontology annotation, cellular component: plasmodesma; plant-type cell wall. Gene Ontology annotation, biological process: response to oxidative stress; hydrogen peroxide catabolic process. Gene Ontology annotation, molecular function: heme binding; peroxidase activity. The record is from RefSeq and is a predicted model, not a curated record. The coding region runs from base 1 to 960 and encodes 319 amino acids. The transcript has a single exon.